UCUUCAUCUUCUUAUGUCCUUUCCUCAUUUUUCUCAUCUUGAACAUUAAUUUCAUCUUGCCAUCUUCUUCUCCAUAAUGGCUAGGUCUUCUGCAUCCUCAAACUUCCAAAGAGAAAGAGAGAGUAUCGAUAAUGGCGAGGCAACUCCAAUUGGUGAAUGUAGAUGUGGACAACAAUUGAAGUUAAUCACUUCAUGGACAAAUGAAAACCCUGGGCGAAGGUUUUGGCUAUGUCUAGACAAUGGAAUGAGUAAAGGGUGUGGGUUCAUACAAUGGUUCGACCCUCUGAUGUGUAAGAGGUCAACGAGGAUCAUUCCAGGACUGCUUAAGAGGUUGAAUAAGCAAGAUGAAGAGUUGAAGUCAUUACAAAUGAAGCUUAAAUUGGCUGUGGAUAACUAUUGGUUUAAGAGUUGGCGAUUUAAAGUUGUAAUGUUGGUAUAGUUGUUCUUAGUGGUAGGUUCUUGGGUAAUGGUAUAAAUUGAUUGUAAGGUCUUUCUCAAGAUUUUUGUGGGCCCAAACAUCCAUCUCAUCAUCUAAUAUCUCACCCAAUCCCAAAAACUCUUCUUCCCAUUAGUUUUAAGUUUUUUCUCAUUUUUUGUGAACCCACCAUUUUACCAUAUUAUAUUUUAAUUAUUUCUUUUAUCUA
Messenger RNA from Ipomoea triloba (trilobed morning glory), 644 nucleotides. RefSeq lists its product as uncharacterized. The record is from RefSeq and is a predicted model, not a curated record. The coding region runs from base 77 to 439 and encodes 120 amino acids. Lineage: Eukaryota; Viridiplantae; Streptophyta; Magnoliopsida; Solanales; Convolvulaceae. Gene Ontology annotation, molecular function: zinc ion binding. The transcript has 2 exons.